This is a messenger RNA of Papilio machaon (common yellow swallowtail), 1969 nucleotides long. RefSeq names its product probable ATP-dependent RNA helicase DDX52 (gene ais). Gene Ontology annotation, biological process: maturation of SSU-rRNA. Gene Ontology annotation, molecular function: ATP binding; RNA helicase activity; nucleic acid binding. The coding region runs from base 41 to 1942 and encodes 633 amino acids. The record is from RefSeq and is a predicted model, not a curated record. The transcript has 12 exons. Lineage: Eukaryota; Metazoa; Arthropoda; Insecta; Lepidoptera; Papilionidae.
UUUAUUAUAUUUAUCUAUAUUUCCAUGAAACAUUAUAACUAUGGAUGCGUAUGAUAUUUUUAAAAAACUUACAAAAGGCUUGAAAUUUAAACAUCGAGUUAUAGGGGUAAAAAAUGAUAUACAACCUUCUAAGAAAGACUUAAAAAAAGAAGUAGAAAUCAAACACGAACCUGAGAAAGUUAAAGAAGAAAUAGAAAUAAAAGAAGAAAUAGAGGAUAAUGAUGAAGUUAUUUUGUCUCACAGUGACAACGAAUCGGAGAGUGAAAAAGAAGAUUUGCAAAUAGUGGAAGGUGUAAAGUUUGGCGAAAAGAAAAAAAAGGAAAAGAAAGAUAAACCAGAAGACUUAAAAAAGAAAUUGGAAUUAGAAGAGCAAAACCGUUUCCGCAAUGAACAUGGCAUAAAGGCAGUUGGGAGACACAUACCAAGUGCAUUGAAGGAUUUCACAGAACUAACUAGUAGAUAUAAUGUCAAGCCUGCCCUAGUAGAUACUGUAACACAGUGUGGAUACACAGAGCCCACACCUAUACAGAGGCAAGCACUGCCUUGCAUGUUAGAGGACCGUCAAAUACUAGCAUGUGCCCCAACAGGGUCUGGUAAAACAGCGGCCUUCCUAUUGCCAUUGUUUCAUGUAUUGGGAGGAGCACAGGGAGGUCCCAGAGCUUUAAUCUUGUGCCCCACAAGGGAACUGGCCCACCAGAUCUACCGUGAAGCUCUGCGGUUGAGUGCAUCCUCGUCAUUACGAUGUUCAGUUGUUAAAAAUGUCAAAGAAAGCAAAAUGAAAGAACGUGAAGCGACUAUUAAGAAAAGUGAUAUUGUUAUAAGUACUCCAAAUCGCCUUUGUUACUUGCUCAAUCAAGACAAUGUCACUAUUUCUAUGGACAAGGUGCGAUGGCUGAUAAUCGACGAGGCCGACAAGAUGUUUGAGGGUAGCGAGGAGCAGGCGGGAGACUUCAGACAGCAGCUGCAGCAAGUGCUGGCAGCGUGUGGUGGUAAACAGCGCAGAGUGGCCAUGUUCAGCGCCACUCACACGCCCGCAGUCGCCAAGUGGUGUCGCCACAAUCUGAGGGGACUCAUCUCUAUCACUGUCGGACAGAGGAACGCGGCGACGCAGCUUGUGUCACAGCGGCUGCUGUACUGCGGCAGUGAGCGCGGCAAGCUGCUCGCAUUCCGACAGCUGGUGCAGGCAGGACUCAAGCCUCCAGUACUUGUGUUCGUGCAGAGCAAGGAGCGAGCGCGACAGCUGUUCAAGGAGUUAUUGUAUGACGGUAUCAAUGUUGAUGUGAUACACGCGGACAGGACGCAGGCGCAGCGUGACAACGUGGUGCGCAGUUUCCGUGUGGGGAGCGUGUGGGUGUUGAUCUGUACGGAGCUGAUGGGACGCGGUAUUGACUUCCGCGGAGUCAACCUCGUCGUCAACUAUGACUUCCCGCCCUCCGCCAUCUCAUACAUACACAGGAUAGGUAGAGCUGGUCGCGCGGGUCAGCCGGGGGAGGCUGUCACCUUCUUCACUCAGGACGAUGUCGUCAAUCUCAGGAGUAUAGCGUCAGUACUGAAGCAGUCAGGGUGCGAGGUGCCCGCGUACACGCUGCAGCUGCCGAGAGACCGCGCUCGCGCACGUCGCAGGCAACAACACGCACCUUACAGAGAACACAUAGAUACCUCACUGCACAAACCUGACAAGAGAAAACUUGAAGGUGAAAAUGAGGAUCAAGUAAAAGCUAAGGAUACAAAUAGCGUGAGAGACGCUAAGAACAAAAAACAGAGGAAAGUUUCUAAUACGGAACAGGGAAAGCAUCGCAAUAAAGAAAAAGGACAAAAACCUAGACAGAAGAAUGACAAGAACAAAGAUGGCGGACGUAAAAACAAGAAGAUAGAUAAAAAAGAGAAAAAACUCAAUAAGAGGAAAAAGAAAUCUUUCGCAAAAUCCGCGGCCUCUAGUUAGUGAAAUAUACAAUUUUACUGUUAUGAA